AUGUCGGUCAUCUACAAGAGGAGCGAGCGCGACCGCGAGUGGGACACCACGUCCACGCGCACUGGUGCCACUGGCUACACCACGGUGCGGCGCUACAAGGUGCCCGAUCACAGCCUCGAGGAAGACACGUACGAGACCGAGAUGCGCAUGGUUCACCGCGGCCGCGACGACUUCGACGACCGUCGCUCUGUCAAGGACUAUCAUAUCGAGCGCCAUGAAGCGCCCGCUCCCCAACGAGAAGUGAGACACUACCACUACGCCGAACGUGAGCGCGAAGUCUCGCCCGUGCGUUCCGAGUAUCGCAUUCAGCGCGAAUACGAGCGCUCCCCCUCACCUGCGCGCACCGAGAUCCGCAUUUCCCGGGACUACGACCGCGAGCGCGAGAUCUUCCCGCGGGAGCAGCCCUAUGAGUUGGAGAAGUACUCGAGGUCUACUGAGUAUUUCCGCCCCGAGCCGCUGCCCCAACCCCCACCACCCCAGCCCCAGUCCAUCUACAUCCGCAAUGAGGCCCCCCAGCCCCAGCAGAUGCCACCCAUGCAGAUGCAGAUGCAGCCUAUUAUUAUCCGGGAGGAAGCCCCUCAACCCAUCAUCAUCCGCGAGCGCGUCCAAGAGCCAUCCUACGAGCUUGUUGAACGUACUGAAGAAGACAGACAGGUUGCUCGUCCGCAGCGCCACGAGGAAGAUUACUACUACGAGCGCAGAGUGAAGGAGAUCGAUCGCGGCGGUCGCUACGAUGAGCGAUACGCCGACGAGCGUGAAUAUGACCACCGAUGGGGAGAUAAGAACUACUACAGCGACGACGACAUCUAUAUCCACAAGGAGAAGGAUACCUGGGGCGGAAGUGAGACCCGCACCAAACGUGAUGUUGCUGCAGGCGCUCUUGCCGGAGUUGCUGCAGGACAAAUCAUCAGGCAUCACCGCAAGAGAAAGGGUGAAGCCGCUGGAGGCAACAUAGGAAAUGCCCUUGGCUACGGCACGCUUGGUGCCGUGAGUGCUGUGGCUCUCGAUAGAUUUAACAACCGUGACAGAUCCCGGUCUGUUUCUUCUGAUCGUGGCAGAGGCAGCCGCCGUGCCAAAUCUCGCCACCGCAGCAAGUCGAGGGUGAAGGAGCUGGGCACGCUUGCCGCACUUGCCGGUGUUGGAGCCCUCGCCUACGCUGCCGGACAGAGGAACAAGAACAAGGUGGUCAAAGAGGAGACGGUUACGGUCAUAGAAGAUCGGCACCGAAGCAGGUCACGUCAUGGAGGCAGAUCGCGUUCUAGGAAGAGCCGAAGAAGAUCCAGGUCCGCCUCAGUGGCUGAUGACAGGGGUAGGUCUCGUAGCACGAGCAAACACCUAGACCCUGAGCAUCGCAACAACAGAGCAGCGCAAGUUGGCCUUGCCUCUGCUGCUGUAGCCGGUCUUGCGGCACGCAGCCGUAGCAAGUCUCGAAAGCGCAAGGGCAAGCGCUCACCUAGCCGGAUCCGACAGGGUGUUCCGAUUGCUGCCGCUGGUGUUGCCGGCGCAGCUGUCACUGGACUUUAUGAGAAACGCAAGGCUAAGAAGGAGGCUAGGGCGGCAUCGCGGUCCAAGUCAAGGUCGCGCUCAAGGUCCAGGUCAGUCCUCUCCCGCCUUACCGGACGCAACCGCAGCAGACGUGGAAGUACAGUGAGUGAACCUGUUUUAGUAGAGUACGGCGAUGAUCCGGUGUACACCGAUCGUGCCAGUAGUCGCAGUCGAAGCCGGGACCGCAGCCGCGCGCACCGUAGACGGCGAGGAAGCUCUUCUUCCUCUGGUGGUCGACGUGGAAGCCGGAGCCGGAGCCGGAGCAAGAGUCGAUCACGGAAGGUCGCGGAGACGGCGGCGGUCGCCGGUGUAGCUGGUCUGGCUGCCCAUGAAGCAGCGAAGCGGCGCGACCGUAAGAAGGCCGAAAAGGAAGCCGAACGACGACGCGAGGAGGAUUCAGCCUACUCCACAGGCACCUACAGCCCCUAUGAUAGCCCCACGCCCACCGAUGUCUCCACCUCCACUGCCCAUCCUAACGACUCUCGCUACUUCCCUGAGACGAACUACUUCCCCCCUCCCCCUAGUGCUCCAGUAGACCCCAACCCCAACCUCAACUUCAAUCCCAACACCAACAACCCUUAUCCUCCGUAUAACCCAGCAGACUUCCCUCCGCCUCCUCAGAGCGCAUAUGAGCCCAACCAUCCCUCACAUUUUGUCAACCCACCACACGACGACUUGCAUCUCGGCAACCCAUAUGCACCCCAGCAUCAACAACAACACGAACCCUACUACGGCCAGCCACGACGUGGGGGUGACAAUGGCCCGUAG
Molecule: messenger RNA, 2313 nt
Organism: Alternaria incomplexa
Lineage: Eukaryota; Fungi; Ascomycota; Dothideomycetes; Pleosporales; Pleosporaceae
Exons: 3
Coding region: 1-2313 (770 amino acids)
Source: RefSeq, a predicted model, not a curated record